AUGGUAAAAGCUCGUGCUUACAAUCCUGUGACUGGAAUGGAAUCACUAAUCAUCAUCCCAGUCUCUAAAGCGCAGGCUCUUCAAAGGAGUGGUCGUGCUGGACGCGAGGGACCAGGGAAGUGCUUCCGAUUGUUCCAAGAAAGUGAGUUUGAUAAACUGGUGGAUUCUACUGUGCCUGAGAUCAAGCGGUGUAACCUCUCAAAUGUUGUUCUGCAACUCAAGGCUCUUGGAAUUGAUGACAUCAUAGGUUUCGAUUUUAUGGAGAAACCAUCAAGGACUGCUAUUCUGAAAUCACUGGAGCAGUUAAUCUUACUAGGGGCUCUGACUGAUGACUAUAAGCUCUCAGAUCCAGUUGGUCAUCAGAUGGCUAGGCUGCCUUUGGAUCCAAUGUACUCCAAGGCAUUAAUUGUAUCAAGAAAAUUAAAGUGCUUGGAAGAAAUGCUCAUUGUUGUAUCUAUGCUUUCAGUGGAAUCGAUUUUCUUCUCCAUGCGUGAGAAGUUAGAAGAGGCAAGAGCUGCCAGGAAGGGUUUCGAAAGCUCUGAAGGAGACCAUAUCACAUUAGUGAAUGUCUAUCGAGCAGCUGCAGAAUGCUUGGAGAAGAGCAAAAAUGCAAAUGCCAAAGAAAAAACAAUGGAAAAGGCUUUGAACAGGUGGUGCAGGGAAAACUUUAUCAACUACCGCUCUCUAAGACAUGCUCGCGAUGUUCACAGUCAAAUCCAGGGCCAUGUCCAACAAAUGGGGCUAAACCUGUCAUCAUGUGGAGAUGACAUGGUUCUGUUUCGGAGAUGCCUUACGUCUGCCUUCUUCUUGAAUGCAGCAAUGCGACAGCCCGAUGGAUCAUACAGGGCCCUUGCGACUGGCCAGAGCGUGCAGAUCCACCCUUCAUCCGUGCUUUUCAGGACCAAGCCCGACUGUGUCGUCUUCAACGAGCUAGUUCGGACGACACAGAAUUACGUCAAGAACCUGACCCGUAUUGACCCCUUGUGGCUGGCUGAGCUCGCCCCGCAGUACUACGCUAUCGAGGAGUAG
Miscanthus lutarioriparius is the source of this 1029-nucleotide messenger RNA. NCBI's taxonomy places the organism in Eukaryota, Viridiplantae, Streptophyta, Magnoliopsida, Poales, Poaceae. The record is from the annotation of a GenBank genome assembly.